GAGCGUGGCGGACAGCGCUCCCCCCUCGUCCCCUGAAGAUAAUCUGCCACACGCACCGUUAACACUCCCACACAGCAACUCUCUUUCGCUGCACCCACGCUCAGACACCGGCAGUCCCAGAGACCCGAUGACAAGAGUAACACAAGUGCUCCCCCUCACCUGCAGGUCUGGAGAUGACGGGCCACGUGGCUGAAAGAGAUCGGUCGCCACACAGUCCGUCAGUGAAGACCACCUUGGAGGAUGAGAUGGAUAAAGCCGAGAGUAUUCGCAGCAGGGUUCCGUCCGUGUGUGACGACACGUCAUCAGAGCUACAAAGAGUUGCUGCUCUCGACCCUGAUGGACGCAAUUCCAGAAAUUCACUUCAAAGGAACGGAGCCAUUUCAAGACUGGUGUGCCUGGUGGUGAGACUGAGGGAAUGGGCACACAGGAGCCUGCUGGAGGAGGAGGAGCGGCCAGACUCUUUCCUGGAGCGCUUCCGGGGCCCCGAGCUGCGAAUGGCCCCCAGCCGCAUCAGCAACACACAACCAGAUGCCAAUGGCAACGAGGCCAAAGGGAUUUUUAGGAAAAAGUGGGACUUGUUUGUGGUGUCCCCAGCCGACGACGCGUACUACCGCUGGUUAUCUGUAAUCGCCAUAGCGGUGCUCUACAACUGGUUCCUUGUUGUAGCGAGGGCGUGCUUUGAAAAAUUGCAGGUGAGCAAUUACAUCUGCUGGCUGGUGUUGGACUACCUCUCUGACUGUGUGUACAUCAUUGACACGUGCGUCCGGCUUCGCACAGGGUUCUUGGAACAAGGUUUGCUGGUGAAGGACCAUGCCAAGCUCAGAGACAGCUACGUCCGUACGCUCCAGUUCAAGCUGGACGUGGUGUCCAUCCUGCCCACGGACCUGGCGUACAUCUCCACCGGCAUCCACACGCCGCAGCUCAGGUUCAACCGUCUGCUUCGAUUCCCGCGCAUGUUUGAGUUCUUCGACCGCACCGAGACGCGCACCAACUACCCCAACAUCUUCCGCAUCGGCAACUUGGUGCUUUACAUCCUGGUCAUCAUUCACUGGAACGCCUGCAUAUACUACGCCAUAUCCGGUUCGUUGGGAUUCGGCUCGGACACCUGGGUGUUCCCCAACACCUCCAACAUCUCCUUGACUCGGAGUUACGUGUACUGCCUGUACUGGUCGACUCUCACGCUCACCACCAUUGGAGAGAUGCCUGCGCCUGUGCGGGACGAGGAGUACCUAUUCGUGGUCUUUGACUUUCUCGUUGGGGUGCUUAUCUUUGCCACAAUCGUGGGAAACGUUGGAUCCAUGAUUGCCAACAUGAAUGCCACCCGCGCCGAGUUCCAAGCCCGGAUUGACGCCAUCAAGCACUACAUGCACUUCCGCAAGGUCAACAAGGAGCUGGAGACACGCGUGAUCAAAUGGUUCGACUACCUCUGGACCAACAAGAAAGCAGUCGACGAGAAGGAGGUGCUGAAGAAUUUGCCAAACAAACUGCGGGCUGAGAUUGCAAUCAAUGUCCACCUGGAGACCCUGAAGAAAGUACGCAUUUUUCAAGACUGUGAGGCAGGCCUGCUGGUGGAACUCGUGCUCAAGCUUCGCCCCCAGGUCUUCAGUCCGGGGGACUACAUCUGCAGAAAGGGGGACAUAGGGAAGGAGAUGUACAUCAUCAAAGAGGGGAAGCUGGCCGUGGUGGCUGAUGACGGGCUCACUCAGUACGCUCUCCUCACCGCCGGCAGCUGCUUCGGGGAAAUCAGCAUCCUGAACAUAAAGGGCAGCAAAAUGGGAAACCGUCGGACAGCCAACAUCCGCAGCUUGGGUUACUCCGAUCUCUUCUGCCUCUCUAAGGACGACUUGAUGGAAGCAGUGACCGAGUAUCCCAACGCCAAGACCGUGCUGGAGAAGAGGGGCCGCGAGAUCCUGAUGAAGGAGGGCCUGCUCGAUGAGCACACGGAGACGGGCGGGCUGCAGAAGGAGGACACGGAGGAGAAGGUGGAGAGGCUGGAGUCCUCUCUGGACACCCUCCAGACCCGCUUCGCCCGCCUCCUCAGCGAGUACAAACACACACAGCAACGACUGAAGCAGCGCAUCACGCUGCUCGAGCGGCAACAAAACCCAACGGACUGCGGCGUGGACGCAAGCGACGGCGCGGCGUCAGACGCAGAGACCUCUAAUGGUCCCCUUGCCUGCGCAGAUGGAUCACCACGACGGAGUAAUGGGCAAAUGGAAGACAAGGGGAGCCCGGCAAAAAUGUCCCGCUGAGGAGAGUUGAUUGUUUCCCUCAUGGUGAAAGUGUUUAGCUGAGUGUAAAGAGAUGCCUGCAUAGCAGUAAGACAAAAAUUGGGAAACACUGCUACGCCAAAGCAGUCUUUGAGUUCUUGUCUGUAACAGAAUGAGUGAAUUGAAUCUGUGGAAAUGGUGUCUUUAAAGGUGCAUCCAAGAUGCCCAGAUCGAGGUAAUUCUGGGAAUUGAGAACACAGUACAUUAAAAACCUGCAAAUGGAGCUCAAAUGUUACUUUUUCAAGAUUCCCCCUCUAAAAAUCUCUAGAAAUUGUGGGCUAAUCUAGUUUUUAGGUCACUAGUAAACAUCUUGUGUUCGGUUGCAUCAGCAGAGGGAUUCAGUUCUCCCUGCAUGUUGUAUGUUAUGCUCCGGCCCCGAACACCUCGGCGUCUGUUGCUGCUCCUCCUGGGGAGAGAGUCCAAGGAGAGAUGGUGGAAGGUGAUUUGCUGAGUUCACACACACAAACACAAUUAUUUUCCAGUGUCCUUAUGUUCUGUAUGUUCCAGGUUAGAUCUGAAUCCUUCUGCUCUGCUCAUUGUCAUAGCAACCUCUUGAAAUUGUAUUUCUCGCUUUGGCUGUUUGGCUGAAAAGCAUUUGCAGAGUGAAGGGGUCUUUGUUUUGCACGCCUUAUAUUACAAUGAGUGAGCUGCUUUGUCCGCGUUUGGAUUUGGUUUCUUCCCAUUUCUGUCGUGUAGACUCUGUCAGCAGCAAGCAACUGGGGACUUUCCAGUCAUUCAGCCCUGUGCAUUCCAGGAUGCAACUCAACCAAACGAGUGGUGCCGAUAAGCACAGCUGGAACAAAGCUUGUCCCACAGAGCGGGCUGUAACGAAGGGGCCGGAGGUAAUGAGUGCAUAUCGCAUGCAGCCCCUGAAGGAGCUACGGACUAAUUUAAUCCAGUUACUUGCCGUUGGCUUGUUCAAACAGAGAUGAAUGUGGGCGGAGUCUCUACAUCACACAAUAAACUAAUGACAGGUAAGUACACCUUUCAGCAGGCUCAAAUGUCAAACCUGUUUUGUGAGCAGUUGUUGAAGAUCUUGGCCUAAAUAUGACCCUAACAUGCGUUAGUGUGGUUUUGGAGAAUUAAAAAUAAGUUUAUAUAUGAGCCACAUUUUUGUUGAUUUAAGAUUAUAAAUAUUAGCAGUAUUUCAGUUAAUAUAUUUCAAUGAAUUAGUUUCAUGGUUGAAAUGUUGUCAUUUCAUUUGUCUAAAGUAAAUCAGUUUCAUUUUGCCAACCGUUGUCCCAUAACGCAAUGGAAGGUGCCUUUGUGACAUUUUGACCCUUUAAGCACAAAAGGACAUUAAAUAUGGUUAUGGAUUAUAA
Messenger RNA from Gasterosteus aculeatus aculeatus (three-spined stickleback), 3592 nucleotides. RefSeq names its product cyclic nucleotide-gated cation channel. NCBI's taxonomy places the organism in Eukaryota, Metazoa, Chordata, Actinopteri, Perciformes, Gasterosteidae. Gene Ontology annotation, molecular function: intracellularly cGMP-activated cation channel activity; cGMP binding; intracellularly cAMP-activated cation channel activity. The record is from RefSeq and is a predicted model, not a curated record. Gene Ontology annotation, cellular component: intracellular cyclic nucleotide activated cation channel complex; plasma membrane. Gene Ontology annotation, biological process: monoatomic cation transmembrane transport.